Strongylus vulgaris is the source of this 897-nucleotide messenger RNA. Lineage: Eukaryota; Metazoa; Nematoda; Chromadorea; Rhabditida; Strongylidae. The record is from the annotation of a GenBank genome assembly.
AUGAGCGAGACGCACGGCCGGGCUUUUGCACUGACGAUCUCAGUGUUGAUGGUGGUCACCGGGUCGCUGAACACCAUCUGUGCAAAAUGGGCAGACAGUUUGAAAGCUGAAGGAGUAGCGUUCAAUCAUCCAUUUUUACAGGCCACCUGUAUGUUCUUCGGAGAAUUUAUGUGCUUAGCUGCUUUCUUCAUCUUGUAUCAUUACAAGAAAUACAAGUGGAACAGAGCUAAUAUUUCAGGAGAUGGUGGUUCUAUCACUGACAUAACCUCGGAUACCGAACCGCAAUUGCCGCAGUUUAACCCGCUUGUCUUCCUACCGCCAGCCUGCUGUGAUAUCCUCGCCACUUCUAUUAUGUAUAUUGGGCUCAAUCUUACCACGGCUAGCAGUUUUCAAAUGCUCAGAGGAGCUGUCAUUGUUUUCACUGGACUUUUAUCUGUCGGAAUGCUCGGUACGCGCAUACAGGGGUACAAGUGGAUUGGAAUGAUUCUCGUCAUCCUUGGUCUGGUAGUUGUAGGAGUGACAGAUAUUAUUUAUGAUGAUGAUCCACUGGAUGAUAAGAAUGCUAUAAUCACUGGUAACCUUCUAAUUAUUAUGGCGCAAAUAAUUGUAGCCAUCCAAAUGGUCUAUGAGCAGAAGUAUCUGAACCAGUAUGAUGUUCCAGCCCUUUUUGCUGUUGGACUUGAAGGACUCUUUGGCAUGACAAUUUUAUCCGUACUAAUGGUACCGAUGUAUUAUAUCCAUGUACCGCACACUUUUUCUACCAACCCCGAAGGUCGUCUUGAGGAUGUGUUCUACGCAUGGAAAGAGAUUUGCGAACAACCCUGGAUUGCUGUGGCUUUAGGCGGAACCAUCAUUAGGUGGCCUUUUUUAACCUUCCUAUUGUUUUUCUUUCUUUAG